AUGACUGCCGCGGGGACUGCAUCUUCAUCAUUUCCGUCCGGCAGUGCCCCAUGCAGCUAUGGAACUAGUCAGAUGUCCACCACCAUGUUGGGUAAUCGUGCCGCUGGUUCUGGCAAACGUGGCCUAGUGCGUUGGUUUCAUCGACUCAUUCUGCCCUCAUUUUCCGACUCACGAACCAAGCUGCGUUGGGGUGUGUUAAUCCGAUCUGACUCGAAUGACGCACCCGCGUUUCUUGUUCUUUUCAAAUUACACCGCCGUUCUGCUCGAUCAUCCAAUUACCAUCUGAAUGCCAAUACUCGACGGCCAAUUGGACAGAAAACAGACUCGCGAUCUCGAGUGAACUCCUAUACUCCUGAAAUGUUUUCUACUAGAAAUUGUCAAGUUUUGGUUAUCGGAACAGCCCUAAUGGACUACCAGUCUGCCUACUCCCCUUCUGUGCUUAUCUCGGACGUUAUGGGUGUGAAGCAUAAACUAUAUCGUCUGUUGCCUGCACCAAACAGUGGUCGCGAGUUGUUUUCUACCGGUCGACCGAGUGGUAUGAGGACCGCCAUGCUGCAACACGAUCAGCCACGGGAGGACCUGAAGACCAGUUCGCCCCUUUGUGCAACAGAACUCCCGCUCUGGCCACAUACCAUACGGGUCCCGCGAAGCAAUCUACGCAAGACUCAAGUGAGUUGGCAGUCAUCGUGCUUUAUUUAUGGUACACCGCGAUGA
Messenger RNA from Echinostoma caproni, 714 nucleotides. The record is from the annotation of a GenBank genome assembly. NCBI's taxonomy places the organism in Eukaryota, Metazoa, Platyhelminthes, Trematoda, Plagiorchiida, Echinostomatidae.